AUGAAAGCCUCGAAGGAUUACACCUUUGAAGAUGCCAUUGUUGUUAUAGAAAAAGCCAUGAAAGCCACGAAGCACGAAACAAUACUUUGCUGUCGGAGAAAACUGUGCCCAGAUGUCAGACACAGGAUUUACAACAGAGCCAAUCAAAUCAUGAAAGAGAUUAUGGAUAUAGCGAGAAAGCCCCAUCUGGGCCACUGCACCAGCUUCACGGGCUUCCUGCCCCCACGCCCCUGGCCUGCCCAGUGUGCCUGGGCCUCCACUCCGCGUGCCCACGCACCCAGUCUCCAAGACUGCGGCCACCGACACACACCGCGGUCUCCUAGGCCGCGGACCGUCGGCGCACCGCCCUCCCCCCACCCCGACCCCGUGCAGCGCCUGCGCACCCCACCUCAUCUCUUAGGCCGCGGCCCCCCUGAGCACCCCACCCCCGUCCGGUCUCCUAGUCCACGGACCACCUGCCCACCGGUCUCCUCGGCCGCGGCCCACGGCCCAGGCAGGCAGGACGUGCCUGCCGCCAUCUUGUGCACCGGGAGUUCCAAAAUGGGGCUGGGGCUCCUGAGCGCCGCGCUGCUGUUUGUGGGCUGCGCUCUCCGGUCCACAGGAUACUCCUCGCUCUCCGAAAGGCCUGGGCGCGGCCCCUGGUGGGAGAAGGCGGCUGCACCGGGGUGGCCGGGGGUCCCACGAGCGAGGCGGAGGGCACACCAGGCCCUGCAGGAGGGAGCAGCAGACCGAGAGGAAUGUGGAACAGCACCACUUGCAGAUGCCUUGAAAGGGUCUCGCAUUAUAGGGGGCACAGAAGCUCAAAUUGGUGCAUGGCCAUGGCUAGUCAGCCUGCAGAUCCAAUCUGGCAACAUCCUUGCUCAUGUAUGUGGGGGAAGCUUAGUGAAAAGUAAGUGGGUCCUCACAGCUGCCCACUGCACUAAGGACAUUAGAGAUCCUUUAAUGUGGAGAGCUGUGAUCGGAACUAAUAACAUACAUGGAGGUCACCCAUACUCCAAAAGGAUAAAAGUUAAAGCAAUCAUUAUCCAUCCAGACUUCAAUUUGGAAACUUAUGUAAACGAUAUUGCGCUUUUUCAUUUAAAAAAAGCUGUGAAGUAUAACGACUAUAUUCAGCCUAUUUGUCUACCUUUUGAUGUUUUCCAAAAACUGGACCGAAACACAAAGUGUUUUAUAAGCGGCUGGGGAAGAACAAAAGAAGGAGGUAAUAUUACAGAUGUGUUACAGGAAGCAGAAGUACAUUAUAUCUCUCGAAAGAUUUGUGAUUCUGAGCAGAGUUAUGGGCAAAUAAUUCCUAACACUUCAUUUUGUGCAGGUGAUGAAGAUGGAAUUUUUGAUACUUGCCGGGGUGAUAGUGGUGGACCAUUAAUGUGCUACUUACCAGAACACAGACGAUUUUUUGUAAUGGGAAUUACCAGUUACGGAUAUGGCUGUGGUCGGAAAAAUUUUCCUGGUGUCUAUUGUGGGCCAUCCUUCUACCAACAGUGGCUGACAGAUCACCUCUACCGGGCAAGCAGUAAAGGCAUAUUUAACGUAAAUAUUCUACUUGGACAGGUCCUCAUGGCCUCAGGUUCUGUUGUCUUACUAGGAAUUCCAUAAUGAAGUUCUGAAGAAUCUUUAUCUUGCAUUGCGUCUCUUUCCAUGUUCCACAUAAUGAAAACCAUUUAUUCUUUUGGCAAAUAAUGGCCCACUUUACAGUUCUUAUGUGAAUGUUUUUUGGAACAAAAGGAUUGUGACAUAUUAGAUAAGUGAUUAUAAA
Messenger RNA from Hyaena hyaena (striped hyena), 1756 nucleotides. It is a transcript of the gene TMPRSS12, whose product is annotated as transmembrane serine protease 12. Gene Ontology annotation, molecular function: serine-type endopeptidase activity. NCBI's taxonomy places the organism in Eukaryota, Metazoa, Chordata, Mammalia, Carnivora, Hyaenidae. The coding region runs from base 1 to 1596 and encodes 531 amino acids. Gene Ontology annotation, biological process: proteolysis. The transcript has 6 exons. The record is from RefSeq and is a predicted model, not a curated record.